This is a messenger RNA of Ostertagia ostertagi, 594 nucleotides long. Lineage: Eukaryota; Metazoa; Nematoda; Chromadorea; Rhabditida; Trichostrongylidae. The record is from the annotation of a GenBank genome assembly.
UGUUUCUCCUGUGGAGUGCCCUUCUCGUAUGGGCUUACACAGACGCUUCAUUUUGUGGGACAAGUGGCGUCCCAUUUAGCGUUGAGGUGCUCCCUUCAGGUGAGUGUCGUAAUAAACAGCAGUACCUCUACCGGCUCCAUAACGAGUCUUUUUCCUCAAACAGGAUCUCCUGUGCUUGGGUGCGCCCAGCCAUCGUGUGUAGCCCAUUCUGCUGAUGAUUUUGAUGACAGCGUUUUUCAUACUGACUCAUCAGGACAGAUCGAUGGAUUUUUUCGAGAAGGUGACAAAUCGCAAGGGCAUCUUCAGAUGAACAAACUCAGAGGCGACGGAAACUGCUCUGGCAAUUUUGAUCGAUUGGCUUGCACAAGGAAGAACCAGUGGGUUGGUGGAAUUGAGUUCAUAAAUCAUCCGCGCCAACCGCUUCUCCUCCAGUGCUGCACCUUUGAAGGACUACGAUUUUCUCAAAUUGUCGGUGUCACGUCGAUACGUGCUGGCGAGGCGGUUACCGGUGGCGAAGUAAUUCGCGCUGGUCGUCAGAUUUCUUUUGAUGUCAUCGCGAAUAUCCGCAAGGUCAUCGAUCGAGAUGAUCCGAGA